UAUUUUUUACUCUUUCAAAAGACAGACAAGCGGCGCUAUAAUAAUGACAAAAUGCAUCAAUACCCACACUGGUCAGGCCGAAGUCCAGAUUGGUGACACGUACUGGGAGCUGUAUUGUUUGGAGCAUGAUAUCCAGCCAAAUGGCGAGUUAUCAUUUGCAGGAUCUACUGGUGUUACUGUUUCGACAAGCAAGUUCUUCCUUGACUUAGGCACUAGGAAACGUAUCCCCAGAUCCAUACUCAUCUAUUUAGGACCCACGGUUAUUAAUGAAGUACCUGUUGGAAAAUUUUACUCGAAUCAAACCAUCAGUGGUAAGAUGCAGCAAAUGACUAUGCCAGGAGUCGAUAUACAAUAUCGAAAGUGGUUUGGUGACAUGAGUCAAGAUUCCUAAGCAACCUAAUGGAAGCAUCCAGUUUUAGUGUCAAGUUAUGCGGUGGC
Octopus sinensis (East Asian common octopus) is the source of this 438-nucleotide messenger RNA. RefSeq names its product tubulin alpha chain-like. Gene Ontology annotation, molecular function: structural constituent of cytoskeleton; GTP binding. The record is from RefSeq and is a predicted model, not a curated record. Gene Ontology annotation, biological process: mitotic cell cycle; microtubule cytoskeleton organization. The transcript has 4 exons. The coding region runs from base 44 to 391 and encodes 115 amino acids. NCBI's taxonomy places the organism in Eukaryota, Metazoa, Mollusca, Cephalopoda, Octopoda, Octopodidae. Gene Ontology annotation, cellular component: microtubule; cytoplasm.